Molecule: messenger RNA, 6996 nt
Organism: Cottoperca gobio
Lineage: Eukaryota; Metazoa; Chordata; Actinopteri; Perciformes; Bovichtidae
Gene: zbtb22b
Product: zinc finger and BTB domain containing 22b
Exons: 5
Coding region: 134-2518 (794 amino acids)
Biological process (GO): regulation of transcription by RNA polymerase II
Molecular function (GO): DNA-binding transcription factor activity, RNA polymerase II-specific; RNA polymerase II cis-regulatory region sequence-specific DNA binding; protein binding
Source: RefSeq, a predicted model, not a curated record
GGCGACGCGUCGCUGUCUGUCUGCCGCUGCAGAAGAGCUCAGAUGGGAAGAACAUUUUCUAAAAAUGGUCCCCAAACCUCAGGGCCUGGAUAAACGGGGAGGACACCCUGUCGUCAGCUCGGACAGAGACUGAAUGCUGCAGUGUCAACUAAAAACGAUGCAGUCCCUGCCCAUGGAAGUGGGAAGCAGCAGCAGCAGCAGCUCAGCUCCCAGCAACACAUCUGGCCCGGUGGUGCAGGUGUGCUUCCCCAGCGCUCAGGCCUCGGUGUUGGACAGCCUGAACCGGCAGAGAGAAGACGGCAGGCUCUGUGACCUCUCCAUCCACGUCCAGGGACAAGUGUUCAAAGCCCACCGCUGCGUCCUGGCCGCCUCCUCCCCCUACUUCCAUGACCAGGUCCUCCUGAAGAACAUGUCUACAGUCUCCAUCCCGGCAGUAAUGGACCCGCUGGCGUUUGAGAGCGUGCUGAGCUGCGCCUACACCGGUCAGCUCCGGAUGCUGCGCGAGGACAUCGUCAACUACCUCACGGUGGGCAGCGUCCUGCAGAUGUGGCACAUCGUGGACAAAUGCACCGAGCUGCUGAAGGAGGGCCGGGCAUCAACGGGAGGAGGGAGCAGUGGAGGAGGCGGCGUGCAGGACGGAGCCAGUGUCGGAGGACGCGGAGGGUCAGCUAACCUCGGAUGCAGCAGCAGCAAUGGUGACGGUGUUGCAGGCGGUAGUAAUGGAUCUGGUAGUGAUGGUGGUGUUGGUGAUGGUCAAGCCCAGGUGGUGGGGUCCAACGAGCCGCAGCGUGCCUCCCAUCAUCCCAGCCGCCCGUCAGUGAGUGAGAGCCAGUCUCCCAGCAGCACCAACUACUUCAGCCCCCGGGACGGGAGCAGCUUUGGAGGAAGCGGGGCGGCAGCGGCCGGGGCUUCUGUGGAUGGAGGCGGGGCUAGCAACACCCCCAGCUACUGCACCCCAUCGGGAGGAGAGGAAGCCUUCCUUAUUGAGGAAGAGGAGGAGGAUGUAGAGGAGGAAGAGGAGGAGGUGUUGUACCAUCAAAGGAAGAGAGGAAGAGGAGGAGGCAGCGGGAGGAGGAAGAAAAUAAGCUCGUUGUCAGAGCAGGAAGUUGGGGUCAGCGACAGCUUUGGCGUGUCUUCCUAUCAGGACGGGGAGGACUUAGCAAUGCCUCUGAAGCGUCCUACCUACAGCCAGCCCAGCAUCAUGCCUCGUAAACAGUGGGUGGUGGUCAAAACAGAACGCAUGGAGGACGACGACCUCAUCGUAGUGUCCGGGGAGGAGGGCGGAGAAGACGAGGACGACGAAGAUGAGAGGGAGAUCGAGCUGGCCAGAGAGAGGGAGAGAAGCGACUUCAACAUCUCCAACGUUAGGAGCCUUUCAGCCGAUCUGUCAGGCAGAGCUGAGAACGACAUGGACUCACAGGUGGACUACUGCCAGUCCUCAGAAGACUACCUCAAAUUUGAAGGCAAUUUAAUGGACCAGACUUUAGCUCAGCACCUUCAUGACAGCGCAGCAGGUCAGAGCCAGAGCGCUAACCGUGCUGUUUCAGCGCUGCUGGGCCAGGUGCAGUCUGCAGCCUCGGCCCGAGCCCAGCUCUUCCCCCUGGACAUGCAGGGGAACCAGAUCCUCCUCUACAGCCAGGCCUCCGGACUCUCUCUGGACGCUGCCGCCCCUCCCCUGGGGAUGGCAGGUAAUAUGAUCGGAGGAGCCUCUUUCAAAGGUCCCAGUCUGGAGCACGGUGCGGUCCACCUGUCGGUGCAGGGCGGCUUGGGAGUUGAUGGCAUGGACAGUGGGGGGAUUGGAGGUGGGAGUGGCGGCAGUAACGGCAGCAAUGGAGGUUCAGGGAAAGUGUUUAUGUGCCACUGUGGUAAGACCUUCACCCACAAGAGCAUGAGGGACCGCCACAUUAACAUGCACCUGGACCUGAGGCCCUUCCACUGCCCCGUCUGUGCCAAGAAGUUCAAGAUGAAGCAUCACCUCACAGAGCACAUGAAGACGCACACGGGCCUCAAGCCGUACGACUGCCUCGGCUGCGGCAAGAAGUUCAUGUGGCGCGACAGCUUCAUGAGGCACCGCUCUCACUGCGAGAGACGCAGCGGGCUGGGGGAGGGCGGCGAAGGCGGGAGCGCCGGCGAGGGAGGGAGAAGAGGAGGAGGUGGAGGUGAAGAUGGGCCAGAUUUUAUGUCCUCCUCUCACCUCCUCCUGUCUGCAGGCGAGGGAGGACAGGGCGGUAUUCUGGGAGGAGGGAGAGGAGGAAUGUCUGUUUCUUCUCAUCAUCUUUCUGUUCUGUCGCCGCAGCACACCAGCGUCUCAGCAACAGGAAGUAGCAGCAGUAACAACAGUGUGAGUAACAGCAGCAGUGCUGCUCUAAACAACAUGGCCGCCGCAGGAGCACUGCUAGGGGUCGUCUCCCAGGGUCCCGGUCAGGGAUCAGGGAUGUUUGCUGGUCUAGGGUUGAGUCGAGGUGUGUGUGAUGAAGACGUGUGUGAAGUCAGUGCCAAUGAUAGUAGCGUGACCUAAACCAGAAGUGUGUGUCAGGUCCAACGGGUGCCUCUUUCUGAGCAAACAGUCAUGUUUCUUGUUCCUGCUGCUGUUUUAGAUUAUAGUAAACUUGGAAGAAGCUCUUCGGACACACUUUUAACUGCCAACACUCAGCAUUUCAAGCCAGAAGUGCGUACUCUGUCUUGCGUGAGGAAAAGUCGAGGCUCCCGUUGGACACACAAGCUGAAGAACCCGGGAAAUGUUUAUAGAAAAACGGGACUUUUAGUUUCCAGUCGACUGCCGCAAAGUUUCUGAAACAGACCUGCGCUGGUGCUCAUGCCGUCACAAAUGAUCCGCAAUUGUUUUGGAAACUUUCCUCCAAAAUUGUCUCAGUGAGUAAGCUGUUGUUUUAAAUAUCUGAGAUGUUAUUAAGGUUAAUUAUUUUGGUUUAUUGGAAGAAUGCUUUGCGAGUUGAGAGGAAACCAAAAAUGAAGAGACAGUGCUUCACUAACUGUUAGUAUCAGUAAAACAAUGGCUGUUCUAAAUUGCUGUUCUGCAGUAUUGUAUUGUAAUGUAUCACGUCAUAUGAUUUUCUCUUCUUCUUUUUUUUUUUUUAUCUGAAGGAGAAAAACUCCACGCAUAAUUCAUAAUCCAACUAAGAAAAGAAGAAGCUAAAGUCGCAGAUUAGUUUGUUUGCCUUACAGCAGCAGUGUCCGGUGGAACAGACUGUCAGCACUGCCAUGUUGUUUCAGAUGAUUCUCCGGUGCUGCUUGGCCUGAAGCCCAGACUGGAUUACAGUGAAACGAUGAAUCCUCAUCACAAGGGAACCCUGGUAGAUCCCAGACAGGAACAACCUGUAACAGCCUGUGAGCUCGAGCCUCAAAUGACUCUUUUCAGAACGUAAUGUCGGUUUGUUGAAGUAGUAAAAGAUUAAAUCGUCAACCGUCAAAACAUGGUCCAGCCCUGCGUAAACACAAACACUACCUGUAACUGAUAAGCUCAAACUUUCCGCUCCUGAAUCUGCUCGGCAGUAGAAUUCCCGAUGCUUUCAGUUUUGCUGCUGUUACCUGCGUUCACUUUCUUGUUGUUCACAGAGUUCUCGUGCUUUGAGAAGUAUAUUAUUACUGUAAAUAUAUAGAAAUAUAUGUCGUUUACUUAACCAGACCUGGAACAAAUACUAACUUGUAAUACUGAUGCGUGUGCUGCCGUCUGGUCUGCUUUGGAAGGAGUUAAUCACUUGUAGAGAAAGCAUUUGAAAAGGUUCUGCACUGGGUUCCCCAAAAAUCACCCUAACCUGCCGUGCGUCUCUGCCAUAGCUCAAUGAAGAGUAAUCUUAUCUAAGCUAUACAGUGUAUAGUGUGUUUACAAGCGUACCUCCUCUGAAAGGCUGACAGAGCAGAAGUUAUGGACCCAAAGGAAAAAGAAAACCUCUUUUCUCAGUAGCUGUAAUGAACACAAAGAAGGCAAAUGCUUGUUUUGUUCGUUGUACAUUACCACAUUGUGUUUUGAAGAGUGCUGCACAUUUCAUUUUUUUUUCUUUUUGUAGAUUUCUUUGGAUUCAAUAUUUAUUUCGACGAUGGAUUUUCUUCCUGCGGUCAUUUUAAAAGCAUGGCGGAGUCAUGCAGGUCCUGACCUCCCAGAAGUUUGUAAAUGUACAUGAGAUCAGAGGUAAGAAGAGUUUCCCUCUCUGCUCGUGUUUAUCAGCAGUGGUUUGAUUUCACUUGUUGGAACUACUUUAAAACAUCUUGUAUGAAGAAUAUCUGUCAAACAUUCAGAAUAUUUUAUUUCCUUUUUGGAUUUUCUAAAUGUUCAGUAACAGUGGUUUAAAGAUUAGUUGAAUUAAAAUAUUUCUAUUCUAUUAUAAUAAAAUAAUUUUUAAGUAUUCGGUGAAAAUACUAAACAUUUUGUGGUUAAAUCAGUUGAUUGGUAUUCUUCUCUUUAUUCAUAUUGCUUUAAAUUAUUAUUUUUUCUGUUAAUAUAAUUCUGAAAAUAAUGGUCUAAGAAGAUAAUAUUUUAUGGGGUUACUUUUGGUUUUAGUAACUUGCAAAGGUCAUUAUGUUCUAAACUAUUAAUAUGACUGAAACCAUAGUAAAAUAAAAUAGCCAUGUUGUUGCCACUGCUGAUGAAUAUUUGGGGAAAGGCUGAGUAACUUGAGUAACUUGAGUAACUUGAGUAACUUGUGGGAUCUCAGGACUUGAAGUUCAUCAUUGUGCUCUCAAGAUGCCAAAUGAGAACCGGUUGAUUUGUGCACCUCACAGAAAUGUCUCUCAGAGUUUCUCUUUCACAGUUCUGCACCGUACACACGUGUCCUGUGCCGUGUCUGCACCGGGACGUGCUGAACAUGAACCGGUACCGCUGACCGUGCACAUUUUAAACACUUCAUGCCUUUGUUUGAGGUUGUAUUUGUUGCCAUGUCAACAUUUUUUACCAAAUAGCUUCAGGUGCCUUUCAAGCACGUUGACUCAACACUAAUUAUUUCUGUUUGUAAUAAUCUCGUCUUACACUGGAAGCAAACAUGUGGUAGUUACAUGAGUUAAAACAAAUGUAUAUUUAUAUAUAUCAUUGUUUGUGUUGUGAAGUAUGUUUAUACCAUGGCGUUCAUGAGUACCUUGUAUUGGGACAUCUUCAGCAUAGUUCAGUUUAACCGCCAUCUAUAGACUGGAGGUAACCAUAGCAACACCACUGAUGCCCUGCACGACAUCACUAGGUGACGGUCGCCGGUGACGCUCAGAACAUACGCAACACAUUCCUGUGUGUCUUGUUAACGAACGUUACAGACUCCAGAAGAGGAAACACUUUCUCCACUUUGUUUGUUUUUCUAAAUGGUCCAAUCACCUCUUUUUGUUUUGUUCCCCGUCCGGACACCGCAUCCUGCUGACUUAAAUUAUUUUGAUCAUAUCAUUAGUUUUAACAAUGUGCUGUGCGUCUCAUUCAACAUACUUCAGUGUGCCAGUGUCGCUACAGCGCAGGACAGCUAGUGGUGGAAGAAAUAUGACACAAGACCUCUUUAACAUUUGACAUGCCUUCAGAGAUGUUUCACAUUUCCAGUUACGCAGAGCAAAGACAUAAACUAUCUGAAUGUUUUUUCCUUCUGUGAAGGACGGGUUUGGAUAUUUUUAUAUGCAGGUUUGGAGCUCGGACUGUUGGCUUUUGUACGUGUUCAGUGUUCUGUGAAGUGUGACCUCCAGUGUUUCCUCUUUGACUGCGUCAGUUGUGUUUGUAGGUCAUUUUUGGUUUCACAUGUGAGCCUGUUUGUUUACUCCUCUGCUGAACACUUAGAGAAACCACGGGACGAUUGUAGAAGCAGAAUGUGUGAGAGACGUGUUUAAUGCUUGUCUUAAGUGUGGCGUUAAACACAUUUGAAGUGCGCCAACACUUUCAACAUGCAUACAGAUAACUUUCACUGAGAGUGAAUGUAGGUGAACAAGAUGGGCACGUUUAGUUACAUGUUUUAUAUUCCUCAACAAACACGACACGUGAACUCUCUCGUAGCCUCGACCUGUGGAACCAGUCUAAACAAUGGAAGAUAAUCUUCUAGAAGAUCAUCUCUACUUUUUACAUCCAGUAAUUGAAGAAGAUUGUCAGAAGUUUCUCUUCUACAGAUGUCAUUCAGUUGACCCGGCCUGUGUCCUGUAAACUGACACAGCUUUAAACAGCAGUUUGUAUCUGAGUUAGUUAGCGUCAUGAUGUGCACUGCAAGAGUUUACAAUUUGUGACCAUUUCAAUCUGUCAAAUAAUCAAUAAAACCUCAACAUGUGGUCUGUACAGUGUUAAUCUUAUGGAAAGUGCAAACACAAAAAAGAAGUAUAUCUUAAAAUACUUCAAUUAUGACAAACAAAUGUAACAGAAUAGACCCAAAAUCAAAGAGAGUUCACUUUUAAUUAGUUUAAAAGUAGCUGAGGGGAACAAUAAGCACGCUGUUAAGACACAAUGCCUUUGGGUGUCCUUUUAAAUAAUGAAUUGACAUGAUGGGUGUGUAGUUGAUUAUUGUAUUCAGCAGCAAUUAACAAUUAAAGACUGUAAACUGCAACCAGAUGGUCUCUUGCAACAUGUCUUAUUUGAGUGAGUAAUAGAAAAGCUGGACAUCCUUUAUCAAGAAAGUAAAGAUGGAAGGAUCCGUGUAGAGCUGAAAGUAUUAUUUUUGUACAUUUCACAAGCUGUUACACAACGUCUUACAUGUUUUCUGAUUGACCAGUUGAUUGUUGAACAGAAAAUGACAGUUGUCUAUAGAAAUUAUGUAAAUCCUGAGUGGUACUAAUAAUGUAAUAAACUACGGUAGAUCAAUAUUCACCUCUGCCCUGUAUCAAAAAUAAUGGAUUAAUAAAUUAUUUGGUGCGUAUUAUGCACUUUGUCAGUCUUUAAUCUCUGUUCAAGUCUUGAAAUAUAUUCUACCUGGACAGGUGGAAGAGCAGCUGCAGAGUCUAGAUGCCUCAAUAUUCAGACAGAAUUGCAACAGCAACAUUAGUGUUGUUCAUUUUCAAUACAUUGUGUGGAAGUCUUUUGCAUGUAGGUAACAG